GAAGACCGUCGGUGAGCACAUCAUUCCAUCGUUGAAAGGAACGUGGGACUCAAUAAGAGCAGGCAAACUACGCUGUGUAUGAGCCACUCCACGCGACAUGUUUUCAUAACAUCUUCGACCAGUCGCAGUCCCUCCCGGAUCCGAAUGGUGUUGCUGAUCCGAUUCAGGACACUCCCGACAGUUUCAUGGCACGGAUGGCCUCACAUCCUAGUCAGCAUUCGGAGAAGUUAUGCGAGAACAUCCCGCGCCGCAGUGAUCGUGUCCGGUUCGAUCCCUUUGGUCUGGAAGAGGAGGAGGCCGAUAAUGAAGAGGCUCACCGGCAACGACAUGGACUCCGGAGCAAAGAUCCCACCGGGUACAUGCACCAACAACCAGAGCGUCGGUCGUACAAACACGAACAUGUCCCAUGCCAUGAUGUCCCCGAAGAGUUCGAGGCUUGGAUAACAUAUCUCCUGGAGCGGAAGAGGGUCGAUAGCGAAGAGCAUUACUGCAAGCCAGUGGCGCUUCCACGUGUGGACAUACCCAAAGAUCCUGCCGGGUUUGACCGCUGGUUUGACUCCCUUGUGUCGAAGGCCGACAAGACCCUCCAUCGCAGCACCGUUCGCGAUGAACAAACCAACAGUACAUUCGUAGAUACACUAUCGGGUGGCCCAUCGGGGUCGACGACAGCGAUGAUGGGACAUUCGUACCCUCAGCACAACCUCCCAUGGCAUCUGCCCCCGCCAGUCAUCUACCCCCGCCAGUCAUCUAUGCUCCCAUUCCCAAAGUCCUCGUCACGGUACCCAGCUGGCUGGAUAGAGGGUCGCUGUUCAUGCUUGUGCCUCACGCGCAUGUAUCGUAGUCGACGAAGGGAAGCGCGGUCCGAAUAUCGGGGCAUGUUUCCAAGACCAAGAAGAACUGAAGGUACAUUUAACAGAGCGCUGAGCUUGAUAAUGUCGCCGCUGGCUUCCUCGAGAUCAGUGGUUCCUCAUCAGCGAGUGGAAGAUAACCGUUGCGCCAUCUGAUAGCGAUGGCUAGGUGAUAGAGGGUGCUGCUGCUAGGGGCGGAGCACCGGGAUGGUGGUGGAAGGAAGGAAGGAAAGACAGAAAGGUAACGGAUAGACAACCGUCACGGCGUCGUGACAACCUCGU
Guyanagaster necrorhizus is the source of this 1130-nucleotide messenger RNA. RefSeq lists its product as uncharacterized. Bases 195 to 1004 code for a protein of 269 amino acids. Lineage: Eukaryota; Fungi; Basidiomycota; Agaricomycetes; Agaricales; Physalacriaceae. The record is from RefSeq and is a predicted model, not a curated record. The transcript has 2 exons.